Paracoccidioides brasiliensis Pb18 is the source of this 594-nucleotide messenger RNA. Its product is annotated as U2 snRNP complex subunit MSL1. The transcript is spliced from 3 exons. Gene Ontology annotation, biological process: mRNA splicing, via spliceosome. Gene Ontology annotation, molecular function: pre-mRNA intronic binding; U12 snRNA binding. Bases 1 to 594 code for a protein of 197 amino acids. The record is from RefSeq and is a predicted model, not a curated record. Gene Ontology annotation, cellular component: U12-type spliceosomal complex.
AUGACAACAAAACCUGCAACCGCGGUGGUCAAUGUGGGAGCUCCAAACCAAACUUUAUACUGCACGAAUCUCCCAGACAAGCUGAAAAAGCCGGAUUUGCGACUAGCCCUUUACGCACUUUUCUCAACCUAUGGCACAGUCCUCGACGUCGUCGCAAUGAAAACAGCAAAGAUGCGAGGUCAAGCUCAUGUUGUAUUCAGAGACAUUCAGGCUAGUACUCAGGCAAUGCGAGCGUUGCAGGGCUUUGAGUUCUUCGGCAAGGAGAUGAAAAUUGUCUACGGGAAAGGCAGCUCAAAUAUUAUAGCCAAAUUGCGGGGUACGUAUAACACUCCGGCCACCGCUCCAGCACCUGGCGUGUCUACCGAACUUCAAAAAUCUAUCUUCAAUGCUCCACCUUCGGCAAUGGCUCCAGCCACCACCAUUACCACAACGACCACCACGACAUCGCCCCCCGCUGUCCCUGUAUCCCAACCCACAAGCGAAGGUCCACAAGGCGUCAAACGGCCCCGUGAAGAAGACGAGAGUGGGGGAGAGGCACCAAUGGAGGAAGAUGACAGUGACGUGUCGAUGGAGGCUUCAUCCGAUGAAGAUUAG